This is a messenger RNA of Erinaceus europaeus (western European hedgehog), 3430 nucleotides long. It is a transcript of the gene MTTP, whose product is annotated as microsomal triglyceride transfer protein. Gene Ontology annotation, cellular component: endoplasmic reticulum; Golgi apparatus; basolateral plasma membrane. The record is from RefSeq and is a predicted model, not a curated record. The transcript has 18 exons. Gene Ontology annotation, molecular function: lipid binding. Gene Ontology annotation, biological process: cholesterol homeostasis; lipoprotein metabolic process; lipid transport. Bases 3 to 2690 code for a protein of 895 amino acids. NCBI's taxonomy places the organism in Eukaryota, Metazoa, Chordata, Mammalia, Eulipotyphla, Erinaceidae.
GCAUGAUCCUCCUGGCUGUGCUCUUCCUCUGCUUCUUCCCCUCUUACUCAGCCUCUGUGAAAGGCCAUACGACGGGGCUGUCCCUCAACAAUGACCGGCUGUACAAUCUGGCCUAUUCAGCCGAGGUAUUACUGGACCGGGGCCAGGCCAGCCUGCAGGACGCCGCUGGCUUCCGGCUCUCUGCACAGGUGGAUGCAGCACUGCUCUGGAGAAACCCCGACGGGGAUGAUGACCAGCUCAUCCAGAUCACGAUGAACAGUGUGAACGUGGACAGUGUCAGCCCACAGCGUGGAGACAAGAGCAUCUUCAGGGGCAAGACCCCGGCCCACAUCGUGGGUAGGCAGAACCUGGAGGCGCUGCAGAGGCCCGUGCUGCUGCACCUGGUGCACGGCAAGGUGAAGGAGUUCUACUCCUACAAAGAUGAGCCGGCUGCCAUCACCAACCUCAAGCGGGGCCUGGCCAGUCUCUUCCAGAUGCAGCUCAGCUCUGGGAGCACCUCCGAGGUGGAUGUGUCUGGGGACUGCAAGGUCACCUACCAGGCUCAGCAUGACAGAGUGGUCAAGGUGAAGGCCCUGGACUCCUGCACGAUAGAGCGGCCGGGCUUCACCACCCGCAACCAGAUCCUGGGCGUCACCUCGAAAGCCAUGUCUGUCACCACCUAUAAGAUCGAGGACAGCUUUGUCAUCGCUGUGCAGGCGGAGGAGACACACGCCUUCACGCAGAACUUUCUGCGAAGCAUCAAGGGCAAGAUGGUGUCCCGACAGAAGCUGGAGCUGCAGACCACAGAGGCGGGUCCCAGGCUGGUGCCCGGGAAGCAGGCGGCUGCUGUGGUGAAGGCCAUGGACGCCAAGUACAAGGCUGUCCCCAUUGUGGGCCAGGCCCAGGCCAAAGCCUGCAAAAGCUGCCCAUCGCUGCCCGAGCUCUGGAAGUCCAUCAGGAAGGACCUGCAGCCCGAGAGCCUGUCCAAGGCGGCUUCUGUGAGGAGCUUCCUGGCCUUCAUCCGCCAGCUGAGGGCAGCGCGCAAGGACGAGGUCCUUCAGAUCCUCAAGGCUGAGAGCAAGGACGUGCUCCCCCAGCUGGUGGACGCGGUCACCUCGGCGCAGACCCCCGACACGCUGGACGCCAUCCUGGACUUCCUGGACUUCAAGAGCGACGGCAGCGUAGAGCUUCAGGAACGUUUCCUCUAUGCCUGUGGCUUCGCCUCCCACCCCAGCGAGGAGCUCUUGCACGCCCUCCUGAGAGUGUUCAAAGGCUCUUUCGCCAGCAAUGACAUCCGGGAGACGGUGCUGAUCACCAUAGGGGCUCUGGUGCGCAAGCUGUGCCUGGACGGUGGCUGCAAGCUCAAGGCCGUAGUGGAGGCCAAGAAGCUGCUGCUGGGCGGCCUGGAGCGGCCAGCGCGCCCAGGGGACACGGCCAUGCACCUGCUGGCCAUGAAGAAUGCACUGCUGCCCGAGGCCGUGCCGCUGCUGCUCAAAUUCGCCGAGGCUGGAGAGGGCCCGGUCAGCCACCUGGCCAUCACCACGCUGCAGAGAUAUGACGCCGCCUUCAUCACUGAGGAGGUGAAGAGGACGCUGAACAGGAUCUACCACCAGAACCGCAAGGUGCAUGAGAAGACAGUGCGCACGGCGGCGGCCGCAGUGCUCCUGCAGAGCAGGCCGUCCUACAUGGACGUGAAGAACAUCCUGCUGUCCAUCGGGGAGCUGCCAAAGGAGAUGAACAAGUACAUGCUGGCCGCCGUGCAGGACGUGCUGCGCUCCGAGCUGCCCGCCAGCAAGAUGGUUCGCCGUGUGCUGAAGGAGAUGGUGGCCCACAACUACAACCGGUUCUCCAGGAGUGGCUCCUCCUCCGCCUACACUGGCUACAUUACCCGGGACGCACAGGGGGCAGCCACCUACAGCCUGGACAUCCUGUACUCGGGCUCCGGCAUCCUACGCAGAAGCAACCUCAACGUGCUGCAGCACCUGGGGGGGACACAUCUGCACGCCAGCCAGGUGGUCAUCGAGGCCCAGGGCCUGGAGACGCUGAUUGCGGCCACGCCGGACGAGGGUGAGGAGAACCUGGACUCCUUCGCAGGCAUGUCGGCCGUGCUCUUUGAUGUGCAGCUGCGGCCUGUCACCUUCUUCAGUGGCUACAGUGACCUCAUGGCCAAGAUGCUGUCUGCGUCUGGGGACCCCAUCAGCGUGGUCAAGGGGCUCGUGCUGCUGGUGGACCACUCCCAGGAGCUGCAGCUGCAGUCAGGGCUGGCAGCCAACAUGGAGGUGCAGGGCGGGCUGGCCAUCGACAUAUCGGGCGCCAUGGAGUUCAGCCUGUGGUACCGCGAGUCUAAGACCCGUGUGAAGAACGGGCUGGCCGUGGCGAUCACGGGGGAGCUGACGGUGGACGCGGCGUUCGUGCGGGCGGGGCUGGAGACCAGCGCGGAGACGGAGGCAGGCCUGGAGUUCAUCUCCACGGUGCAGUUCUCCCAGUACCCCUUCCUGGUGUGCAUGCAGAUGGACAAGGCGGCCGCGCCCUUCAGGCAAUCCGAGACCAAGUUUGAGCGUCUGGCCACGGGCCGGGGCUACGUGGUACGCAGGCGGCGGGAGCGGCUGGUGCCGGGCUCGGAGUUCCCGCUGCACCAGGAGAACUCAGACAUGUGCAAGGUGGUGUUCCCGCCAGAGCCCGAGACCAAGGAAUCGGGCGGCUGGUUCUGAGGCCCCGGGUUGGUCGGCCUCCUGUCCAGUAUGUUUACACCCCGCCCCGUAUUUAAGACGCUCCUCACAGCGGGGACCCGUCCCUCCUCUGACGCAGGACACAGGCAAGGGGCUCCAUUGUCUCCCAUCUCUGUCCCUCUAUCCCCGUCAGCUGCCACAUCGAGGUCCCCCCCCCAUGGAGGAGAGAGCAUCGUGCAGCAGACGCCCCGGCACUGCCUCCCUCCCCUGUGAGCCGGCCCCCUAUCCCCACCCAUAACACCUGGGGGCUACCACCUACACGCACCCAUAACCCCCAUAUGGGCACCCUACUGCCUCAGGUGCACCACUGCUGCCAUCUUUCCAAAGCAGUCCUUCUCGUUCUUUUUUUUUUUUUUUUUGGGGGGGAUCAAUUUUUAAAUAAGACUCUAUGGCCUCAAAACUGACCACGUGGGCCUCCUGCUGUGGUUUCACUGGGCCCCGCACGGAAGGCGCUGGAAGCCGGCUCACCGAGAGGCCUCUCAGUCCGCACAAGGGAGCUACAACAGGGCUCUCGGGGGGGGGGGUCUGCUGCACCCCGCGUCAGGUCAGGGCUGUGCUCCGUGUCAGGUCAGGGCUGUGCCCCGUGGGCAGGGCCUGUCUGUCCACAUACACAGUGCCCGGGAGGGCGGAUGCAGCUUUGGGACAUGGACGGUGUCGGGCUUCUCAAGUAGGAAAUCUACUCAGAACUGUGUUUGCACAGAAUAAAAGAGCCAUGUUAAAGA